Messenger RNA from Cololabis saira (Pacific saury), 3757 nucleotides. RefSeq names its product paralemmin 1b (gene palm1b). The transcript has 7 exons. The record is from RefSeq and is a predicted model, not a curated record. Bases 1 to 1002 code for a protein of 333 amino acids. Gene Ontology annotation, cellular component: membrane. NCBI's taxonomy places the organism in Eukaryota, Metazoa, Chordata, Actinopteri, Beloniformes, Belonidae. Gene Ontology annotation, biological process: regulation of cell shape.
AUGAAAAAAAGGCAGAAGAUCGAGCAACAAAAAAGCAACAUAAUAGCCCUCACGCAGAGGCCGUUUAUUGGGGUCAGCAGCGCAAACGCGCUGACUGUUUUUGAGAUGAUCCACCGAGAGCAGGUCAAAACCGCAGAGGGGUGCCAGGCGAAAAGAAGGGGGGCAGGAGGAGGAGGAGAGGAGAGGAGGAGGAGGAGGGGGUGGUGGAAAGGAAAGGGGGGGGGUGUCCGAAAUUCCGAAUUCCGAAAUAAACAUCAACGCGACACCUCGUUUGAAAGACGUCUGCAGCGGGAAGCAAAAGGGAUCCGCAAGAUGGAUGAGGUGUCACAAGAGGAGCGACUCCAGGCCAUCGCUGAGAAGAGGAAGAAGCAGACGGAGAUUGAAAACAAGAGGAGGCAGCUGGAUGACGAUCGACGGGAACUCCAACAUCUGAAGUCGAAGGCACUGAGGGAGCGCUGGUUGCUGGAUGGAGCUCCUGCAGAAGAGGAGACGCAGAAGCGACUGCAGGAGGACGAGAUGAAGACCAAACUUCUGGAGCAGGUCAUCCUCAAACUGGAGGAAGAAAUCGACGAGUUGGAGACGGGCGAGCCAGACAAUAAAGGUGUGGUCAAAGAAAAUGGAGGUGAGAACGGGGUGGUGCAGAACUCCGGCCAGACGCCCAAGAGAGAGGUGACGGGCAUUGAAGCCAAGCUGCUGGGUCCCAGUCCCGACCAGGCCAGCGCAGACAACCCCGUCACCCUGGUGUUCAUGGGCUACAAGACCGUGGAGGAGGAGCAGGAGAGCCGCGCCGCCCUGGGCAUGGAGGGCGUGGACGGCAACGUGAAGGCCGAGUUUGUUGUGAUUGAGGAUGGGGAGGGGAAGGCGGGAGCAGACGCAGCCACGGAGGAGCAGGCCCCGCCCAAUGGCAGUAUGGCAGAGAAGGAGAAGGCCAACGGAGGUGGGGAAGAUGGAGAGAAGGAAAAAGAGAAGAAACAGAGCUGCAAAUGCUGCGUGGUCAUGUGAGCUGGCAUGUGUGCGUGUUUGUGUGUGUGCGUGUGUGUGUGUGUGUGUGUGUGUGUGUGUGUGUGUGUGUGGCUGGAUGUGUAUGGAUGAGUACACACCUGCACCCGUGCAGGCCUGCGUGCUGUUGCAUGAGUCUAUAUUUGCAGAUGUGUGUUAAUCUGUGUUUGUGUGAAAGUGCGUGUGUGUGUGUGUGUGUGUCAGAACUGAGAGAAAAAUAAAAAAAAUUAAAUAAAAAAUAACGAGAGCCGAAGUACAGUUACACAGCCAAUAUACCAACAACGAGAGCCAAAACCCGCUCCAGCUACAAGAACUCAAAGACUCAUAAGUACACUUUACUAUAUAUACUUUCUCUGACGCGUAUUUGACCUUUGAUUUCUAUUGAUAUUUUUCUAUUUUUCUGUCUUGACAUUUCUAUUGUAUUCAGUAUGUAUAUCUUUAUUAUGGGACUGUGUACUGUGUGUUCAUUGUUAUUAUGUUGGAAAAAAGAAACUAUUGGCUGUCUGGAUUGUACCGCUACCCAAUGGGAUAUAAAAAAAAAUAAAAAUCUGGAAACUAAACAAUUUAAAUCAAAUCUGCAAACUAUGAAGGACACAGAUACUAUAUAUAUAUAUAUAUAUAUAUAUAUAUAUAUAUAUAUAUAUAUAUAUAUAUAUAUAUAUAUAUAUAUAUAUAUAUAUAUAUAUAUAUAUGUAUAUAUUUCUCUGUGUGGUCCAACCAACCUAUUUAUCACUCAAUUUCAUAAUGCAAUAUUGUCUAAGACAUUAUUUUGAAUAGUAUUUUAAUAUAUUGAUAUGAAAUUAUGUUUUAUACAACGUAUUUAUUGUUUUUUGGUUCUCUAUAUCAUCUCCAAACCAUUAACUGCAUGUUAGCUUGCGAGCACCACCAGACUACACUCAUGACAAGUGUCUGUGCUUUCGUGGACUCCUGUGUGCUCAUAUCUUUAGUCACGCGAGUCGUUCUGUCAGUGACGGUGAAUAUAAUUGCAGUGUUUAGAGGAACGCAUCAAAAAGAGGCACCUAGAGCCGCUGGCCGCGUUGCAGAUCACGUUAGCUGAAUGCCAGAGUCCAUGUGUGGCACGUGUACACGACGAUCACGGCUUUUGUGUUGUUUGAAUAAGAUGGGCUCUUAAAGGCUGAAGUGGUUCUGUUGGCUCGGCAGCAGAAUCCAUGUAGAUUUCAGCGACGUGGCACUGCAUGAAGCCUUGCAGCUUUUUCACUUAUUAGGUCUUUGUUAUUUCACUUUCACUUUUGAAUGUAAAUCCAGGGGUUAAAUUGGGAUUUAUUCCAGCUUUUUUUUUUUUUCCCAGUUUACUGGGGAAAAAAAAGAGAAGCCUUUUGUCCUUUUAUGUACCAAAUAAAAUUCAAUGAUACUGUAACUUCACUGUGUUGUUGGACUGUUGUUGGUCUCUGUCCUGCCUGCUCCCAGUUUAACCCCUGACCACGCGUUUGUACACCUGGGCCCAGUCGCACCUGACGUGCACAAGUACUAAAGAGGAUGAGGGCGUUUUAAGGGACUUUCCAUAUAUAUAUAUAUAUAUAUAUAUAUAUAUAUGGGGACCUUAAAUCUUGUCAGCCUUAAAGUAUAAUAUGAAGAGUUAAAUUGUGCCCAGGUACCCAAGCUCAUUUUUGUCACAUUUAUUUUGUGUUUUUAAUUAUUUGUGGUCAUUUUUGAGGAGAAAAGCUGUUUUCAGACGAAGCGUGCAUGUCGACUGGAGCGGUUCAAGGCCCGGGACGCCCCCGGUCCUCCAGUCUCCUGCAUCGCUGACGCGUCCGCUCCCCCGGGUUCAUCCUCACAUCCUUUCACUCACCAACACCCCCCCCCCCCCCCAGCCCCUCUAGUCUCCCACAAGGGGGGACGAACAAUCCCAAAGUCAACGCAGAACUCCAUCCUCCAGCUGCCGUUCGAAUCGUUCCCUCCGUCUUGCUCAAAUUUAUCAGGUGAGGAGCCCCAGUUCUGCUACCUCCUGCACAUUCUCGUGGAGUAAGAAGGUAUUUUGCAAACCUCAGUGCCAGAUGCAAGCGCUCGAGUCCUGCCUGCUUUUGUUCCACCGGAGAAAUGAUCCCUUCUUACAUUCCAAAAGGAGGUCAGCAGGUGUGGACGGAUGAAGCAGGGCCUACGCCUCCCAGAUGUACAGCUCCACCACAUUUGUACAACCUCGUUUCUUAUAUUGAUUCAUGCCUUCUGUUUGUUGAUGUUUCUUUUUUUUUUGAUGGCCUCCUUGUAAAGGGCUGUAUAUUGUACUUGAUGUUUCUAUUUAAAAAAAAAAAGAACGAGAGAGCGAUGUCUUGUUGUAUUGUCGGUGCCUUCGUCAGGUUCAUUUGUCUGAUGCCAUUUUUAAAGUCGGAGGGGUUUUUUUCCUCGCUGUGCUCCUGGUUGCGAGGACCCACUGGAAACACUGCCUUCUGCUCAGAGGGAGCAGCGCACACCCGCGCCAGAACCGUAACACCUGUAGGUGACAUGCAGACUGCUGUUGGUGUCUUAAAAAAACAACUUUGUAUUCUAUAUUAACUUUUUGUUUAUUUCCAAAUGUAUUUUUCUUUUCUUUUUUAUCUCAACAUCUGCAAGAUGAUUACCCACAAUUUUACACUCUGAAGGGAUGCAACCAAUGCCCUAUGCCUAUAUGCACGUGUAUAUGCACAGUUUGUGUCUAUAUGCAGACAUGCAUCCAGACAAAAGACAUAUAUGUGCACAUUUUAUGAGCUGAAGCUUUGCUUAUUAGUGGGUCGCUGGGGCAGCAGCAGAAAAAAAAAGAAAA